Molecule: messenger RNA, 1475 nt
Organism: Camelina sativa (false flax)
Lineage: Eukaryota; Viridiplantae; Streptophyta; Magnoliopsida; Brassicales; Brassicaceae
Source: RefSeq, a predicted model, not a curated record
AUGCCCAUUAUUUGCCUAGAUAGUGGUUGGUUUUUUUGAGAACGUAAAAGCUCAUGUGUCCGAUAACUCUGGAAUCAAGGGAAACCCUAAAACUUCCUUUUAUUCUUCUCCUGUGAAUUUUAAAUCACUAAAGUUUUGCCCUCAUGUCUUCCAAAUCUAGAUCUUCCGCCGCCGUGAAGGGCGAGAUGUAAAAGAAAGAAGAAGAUGUCGUCUCCGUCUCCGGUGACAGAAGAGGAGACCUCGAUCCUGUCACUUCCUAAUGACUUUCUGUUCAAAUGCUUCGCACGGGUCUCUAGAUUGUACUAUCCAACUCUCUCCCUCGUUCGCAAAACUUUCCAAUCCAUUGUUGCUUCAUCGGAACUUUACGAAACCCGAUUACGUUUAAACCGUACCGGGAAAUGUCUCUAUCUUGGCAUGACCUUCUCUUUCGACCUUAACACACAUUGGUUCACUCUCUACCGGAAACCUAAUAAAAACAUAGCCGACAAGUCAAGUGGCUAUCAUCUUGACCAAGUUCCGUCUCCCAAUUGUUUGCUUCUUGGGGGAUCGUCGAGUGUCAUAGCUAGGGAUGUCAAACGGGCAUGCCCGCGCCCAAACGGACUGUCCAUCACGGCCCAAUUGACACCCCUACUCAUAGCCGAUGGUUCUAUUAUCUACAAAAUCGGCGGUGCUAAAUCUUAUAGAUUCAAAUUCGGAAAGAGGCGCCAUUCUUCUUCUGUCUCUGUCUUGGAUUGUCGGACUCACAUAUGGAGUUCGGCUCCAAGAAUGCAAUUGGCCAGGAGCUCUUCCUCCACUGUGAGCUUAGUUGAUGGUAAGAUAUAUGUAGCUGAUAGAUUGAAGAUAUCGUCUCUCUCAAAUUCUCACGCAGGAGAAAACCCACGUGACGUCUUCCUUUGCACGUACACUCGGUGUAGCUUAUCAGUAGCAGGAGGCUUCGAAGACUCCAAUUUCUCGAACUGGAUUGAAGUGUAUGAUCCAAUGACCAAAAGUUGGGGAUCCGUGAAGAACCAUUGUUUCAUGGACAUAUUCGAUGAAUAUCAAAUUAUAAUUGUAGUCAAAACUCAAAAGCUUAGGCACAUGUGUCGUGCAAUAGACUCUAGGUCUUGCAUAACCUCUAGUUUUUGUGUGGUAGACAACGUCUUGUUCAUUUGGGAUAAGGAAGUGUUCCAAUGGUAUGACUUAAGGCAGAUUAAUACGAUUUGGUGUGCUAAGAUAUCGGUUUUAUGGGAAGAGUGUCUGCCUUGUCAGCAGCAGAUUAAUACGAUUUGGUGUGCUAAGAUUAGUUUUGAAAAGCGUGAUGGAGAUGAGAUUUGGGGGAAGGUUGAGUGGUUUGAUGAUGUGCUUAGUGUUCACUCUUCUGGUUCCUUGCUCUAGGCCGCUGCUGUUUCUGCUGUUGUUUGAUGAAUUGACUACUCAUGAGAUUACGCUUUGAACGCCUUUACGCGGUUGGUUUCACUUUGUUUUAUUUGCGUUUU